AGAAACCCUAAACCCUUAAGCCCUCUUCAAUGUAGUGAUUUCUUCCAUCACUUCACCAAUCCUCUCUCGCAGGUGUUGGAAGUUUUGAAGGAAGUCGUUUUACCUUUGAUUGAAGCUCUCUGUUGCCGUCAUAGAAAGUAUUGUCAUUGGAUUUUUCAGUGUAUCGAAAUGGUGAAGAAGAAGUUUAUUGACAAGAAGAAGGCGGCCACCUUUGUGCUUAUGCACAGGGACACUGAAGACGCAGACGACGACGUUUCAGCUCGCGUGUUUACUCGUGUUGACGCCGGAUUUGGUCAGGUGCCGGGGUUUUCCGAAGAGGACCCACGGACCAACCCUGAUUAUGGAUAUGAGACAGAUGAUGGUGAGGAGGAUGAGGGUGCAGCGGUUGAAGAAUCGUCGGUGUUUGCAGAUGCUGAGGAAGAGGGCGGAGUAGACUGUGACGUGAAAUCUGUGAGGUCAUCGAGGUCGAUUGUUUCACGAUCGACUCGGAGGUCGGUGUCGUCUCGUGCUGCGCACAAAGGGCCGCUUCCGGAGCACAUUAGGUUGGAGCUCGUGGAGUUAGGGUUUCCAGAUGAUGGGUAUGAUUAUAUGCAACACAUGAGGAAAAUUGGAGUAUCAGGCGUUGGGGGAUCGUUUGUGCCUGCCGCCCGUCCGAAGCCCGAAAAGCUUCGUGCUGAUGUGAAGGUUUUUGAUUCUUCGAAAGUGCCAGUUCAAUUAGUAGAGGAAGCUAGCGCCAAAAAGAUCAUUGAGGUUGUAGGAUCAAGCACGCACAGGGUGAAGCGCCCUGCAUAUGUGGAAAAUGGUUUGGAUCCUGAGGUAGCUGCAUUACUUGACGAUAGUGAGGGUUCAGAAUUCGAUUCCUUGGAAGAGCUCGAAGACGAUUUUAUAGUAUUUGCAAACAAUCUCCCAGAGGGCUCCACCUCUCAGGAGUUCCAAGCGCCAGAGAAUGCAACCUUCAAAAAGAUGGGUUUUGACUUUCAGGAAAGUUUUCCUGAAGGAGACGAAGAAGAAGAGGAAUUCAGUGAUGAGGACGAGGGUGCCCGUUCUGCUGUUACUAUCGAACAUAAUCGGCCCAGUCGGAUUUUGGACGAACAGUUUGAACAGCUUGCUUUACGGGAAUAUGAUGAUGACGAUGACAAUUUUGAUGAUGAUGACUCAGAAGUCAGGGGUCACGCUGACCUCUCCCAGUUUGAUGACGUCCUCUCGGAGUUCCUGUCUGACCCCAAAGUUUUUGGCGAUAAGUACAUGACUCCAGCUGAGAUUAGAAGGGCUGCAGCCUCUACCUCAGCUUCGAAACCUGCGGAAAACGGACAAGUCCUUGAAGCAGAAAAAAAAAAAAAAAUCGAUUCUGCUAUUAACAAUGUCGUUGAUUAUUCAGAGGACGAUGAGUUGGUCGUAAUAGAGGUAGAGAGCGAAGAUGACCGUAGUAAUUGGGAUUGUGAGACCGUCGUAUCAACCCUAUCAAAUUUAGAUAACCAUCCUGGUAAAAUCGCUGCUCCAAGCAAGCCCCGGCGUAAGGCGCCCACGCUGGGGAAGGUUCUGGAGGAUAAAGAGGCUACUGGUGGCAUCAUUAAGCUUCGGGGAAAGGCAAGCUUGCCGACAGAUUUCCUCCCUCUGAGACCUCAAGCAGAGAAAGCAAAGCAAUUGAAGAGUUUAGGAAAAGAUUCUUGUAAAAAGCCGCAACCGGUAUCCCGUGCUGGAGAAACACCAGAGGAGCGGAAGGCUCGAAAGGCAGCAGUGAAGGAAGAACGAAGAGAAGCUAGGGCUGCAAAGAAGGCCCUUAAAGUACUCUACAAAGAUGAAUCUCAAAGAGCUCAACAUGGCGCAGCGCACACCGGACCUUCAGGGAUACACUUACCGUAGACCAGAUUACACAUAGUUCACUAAAUAUUUAAUUGACAUCACUCCUUGCACAAAUCUUUACAUCUUCAAGGCGCUUCUUAUGCAAUUUUAUUGGUUUGUGUAUAUCGCAUCUUGGUAAUGAUAUAUUGGUGGUGACGCAACUAAGAUGAGGUUGCUUGCGAAUGAA
Messenger RNA from Physcomitrium patens, 2029 nucleotides. RefSeq lists its product as uncharacterized. Lineage: Eukaryota; Viridiplantae; Streptophyta; Bryopsida; Funariales; Funariaceae. Gene Ontology annotation, biological process: ribosomal small subunit export from nucleus; ribosomal small subunit biogenesis. The record is from RefSeq and is a predicted model, not a curated record. Gene Ontology annotation, cellular component: nucleus; cytosol; preribosome, small subunit precursor.